Molecule: messenger RNA, 3050 nt
Organism: Caretta caretta (loggerhead turtle)
Lineage: Eukaryota; Metazoa; Chordata; Testudines; Cheloniidae
Product: zinc finger protein RFP
Molecular function (GO): protein binding; zinc ion binding
Source: RefSeq, a predicted model, not a curated record
CAUGGCUGCUGCCGAUCCAGCAAAAGCUCUUGAGGAUGAAGCUUCUUGUCCCAUCUGCCUGGAGUAUUUUAAUGAUCCGGUGACGCUAGACUGCGGGCACAAUUUCUGCCAAGCCUGCAUCACCCAGUGCUGGGGGAGAUCAGAUACAGACUACUUCUGCCCCUGCUGCAUGGAGAUCUUUCCCCAGGGGAACUUCCGAGCCAACAGGCAGCUGGGGACCCUCAUAGACCUAAUCAUCCGACAGCUGAAGGAUGAGCAACAACAGGCCAAGCUGGGAGGAGAGAGGGUGUGCUGGAAACACCAGGAGGCUCUGAGACUGUUCUGCGAGGAGGAUCAAACCCCCAUCUGUGUGGUGUGCGACAGAUCCCGGGAACACAGAGCUCACGCUAUAGUUCCCAUUCAAGAGGCUGCCCAGGAGUACAAGGAGCAAAUCUGGAGGCGGCUGGAUGUUUUGGAGAAGGGGAAAGAAGAGAUUCUAGCUCUCAUAGCGUGUGAGGAAGAGCAAAGCCAGGAACUGCUGAGACAAAUAGAAAUUGACAGGGAGACGAUGGAGUAUCGGUUUGAGAAACUGCAGACAUUCCUGCAAGAACAAGAGCGCCUCUUGCUGGUCUGGCUGGACGAACUGGAGAAAGAGGUCACCGCCAGAAAGGAUGAAAACAUCCGCCGACUCACUGAGGAGGUUUCCCGUCUCAACACCCUGAUCGGGCAGAUGGAGGAGAAGUGCGAGCAGCCCGCGAGUGAAUUCAUGCAGGAUGUCAGAAGCACUUUGAGCAGAUGUGAGAUGGGGACGUUCCAGGCUCCAGCACCUGCUUCUCCUGAACUGAAAUGGAGACUCUGGUUGUUUUCUCAAAAUUUCGCUUUCCUCCAGGAUGCGCUGAGGAAGCUGAAAGUGAAUCUGUUGCCUGAACCGAAACCGGAAAGAGCUGAAGUGACACUGGAUCCAGACACGGCAAAUCCCUGGCUCGCCAUGUCCGCAGAUGGCAAAAGCGUGCACUGGGGAGUCGCCCGGCAGGAUCUGCCCGACCAUCCUGAGAGAUUUGAUCCUGCUCCCUGCGUGCUGGCCUCUAAGGGCUUUGACUCUGGGAGGCAUUUCUGGGAGGUGGAAGUUGGAGAAGGGGCAGUCUGGGUUGUGGGAGUAGCCCUGGAGUCUGUUAAGAGGAAAGGAGUGAGCAGGUUUACACCGGAGCAGAGGAUCUGGGCUGUGCGGAAAUACUGGGAACGGCAUUGGGCACUCACCUACCCUGAAACUCCUUUGUAUCUACAUGGGGUCCCUAGGAGGAUCCGGAUUUAUGUGGACUAUGAAGGGGGGUUGGUGGCGUUUUAUGAUGCUGGCAACGAGGCCCCGAUCUUCACUUUCCAACCAGCCCCUUUUGUUGGGGAGAAAAUCUGCCCUUUCUUUGAGCUGCUGAGUACAGGCUCCCAGAUCAAACUGUGCCCCUGAGUCACAGGAUAAACCAUCCUUGAUUGGCCUUGGUCCUACAUAUGUUAGUAAUAGUGCUUUUCCAUAGAAGCAUCAAGGAGUCAGGUGGCACCUUAAAGACUAACAGAUUUAUUUGGACAUAAGCUUUCGUGGGCUAGAACCCACUUCAUCAGAUACAUGGAGUGAAAAUUACAGAUGCAGGCAUUAUUAUACUGACACGUGAAGAGAAGGGAGUUACCUCACAAGUGGAGAACCAGUGUUGACAGGGCCAAUUCGAUCAGGGUUCAAUUCAAUUCCAUAGAAGCAGUCAUUGUGGUUGCCUCAGGGAUGGUUUUGUUGCCAGCGGGGGAGAAGAUGGUCCUCAGAAUGAUAAAUGAGAAGCUGGUGAAGUAAACAAUCAGUUAGGAUGUGCUCGGCACUAUGAGAGAAGUUUGGAGGAGCCCUGGCAUGCAGAUCACAGGGGGAGAUUUAAAGAUGAAUAUCUACAUGUUCACAGUAUGUUAGCACCUAGAGGUCCCAACUAAAAUCAGGGCCCCAUUGUGUCGGGCGCUCCACAGACACACAGUGAGAGACAGCCCCUGCCCCAGCUGAGAUCAGGGAUCCAUUGUACAGAGUAUGAAACAGUCUAUGCCAGUGGUUUUCAAACUUUUGUACUGGUGACCCGUUUCACACAGCAAGCCUCUGAGUCCGACCCUCCCCCUUAUAAAUUAAAAACACUUUUUAAUAUAUUUAACACCAUUAUAAAUGCCUGAGGCAAAGCAGGGUUUGGGGUGGAGGCUGACAGCUUGUGACCCCCUCCAUGUAAUAACUUCACGACCCCCUGAGGGGUGCCAACCCCCAGCUUGAGAACCCCUGGUCUAUGCCCUGAAGAGUCUGCAAUCAACAACAUAAAGAGUGGGGGAAAGGCCAUUUGUUAGAUGGGGCACCAUCUUCUACCUUAGAUACUUAUCUGGACCCCCCAUUAUCUCAUUGCAAUGGAGCUACACUGAUUUACACCAGUUGGGGACCUGCCCUUUAACUUCUAUCUGUGGUACUUAUGGGGACCCCCUUACAAUACUACCUGAGCACGUCACAACAUUUAAUGCACUUAUCCUCAGAGAACCCGUCCUUUAGAGAAGUGAAAAUAUCCCCAUUUUACUGAGGUGGAACUGAGGCAGAGCUAUAUUUCACUACGCAGGGACAUUGACUGGCAGGACUACACCAGCGUGGAUGCUUUAUUCCUGAAUAAAAGUGAUUUUAUUUUGCUUCCCCAAACAAUUACACCUCUGUGGUCCUGUCAGUCCAUUUCACCACCCUGACAAGCCUGGAGUCGCUUGCCCAAGGUCAGACACAUAGUCUAUGAGAGAGCAGAGAACUGAUCCCAGGUCUCCCUAGACUAAUGCCCUGACCAUCAGUGCAUCCCAUCUCUCCGAGCAAUUAAGUGACUUUUCAUACAUAGAGGGAAACCUGGAGCAGGGCUAAGCCCUGAACCCAGAUGCACUGCCUUGACUACAGAACCAUCCUCUCUCUUGCUAUAUUUUUUCCCCUUCCUAUAACUAAGCUUCCCUUUUGCAUUCUACUCUUAAAUUUACAUCUUGCUAAAUGGAAGCAGAGGGAGGCAUUUCUCUACGAAUUUAUUACCUAAUAAACA